Messenger RNA from Spea bombifrons (plains spadefoot toad), 762 nucleotides. It is a transcript of the gene NGB, whose product is annotated as neuroglobin. NCBI's taxonomy places the organism in Eukaryota, Metazoa, Chordata, Amphibia, Anura, Pelobatidae. Gene Ontology annotation, molecular function: heme binding; oxygen binding. The coding region runs from base 38 to 505 and encodes 155 amino acids. The transcript is spliced from 4 exons. The record is from RefSeq and is a predicted model, not a curated record.
GCCGAGACCCAGCCAACAGGAGCCGGAGCCUUAAGCCAUGGAGAACGGAGCGCUAUCCGGGGCCCAGAAGGAGCGGAUCCGAGAGACGUGGAAAGCCGUGCGCCAGGACCAGCUGCACCACGGCACGGUGCUGUUCACCAGGCUGUUUCAGCUGGAGCCCGAGCUGGUCCUGCUCUUCCAGUACGAGUCGUCGGGGUUUUCAGACGUCCAGGAAUGCCUCGGCUCUGCUGAGUUCACGGAGCACAUCCGCAAAGUGAUGACAGUAAUCGGUGCCGCCGUGGACAGCGUGGACUCGUUGCCGUCUCUGGAUGAAUAUCUGACCAGUCUGGGGAGGAAGCACCGGGCCGUGGGGGUCAAGCUGGAAUCAUUUAAGACGGUCGGCGAGUCUCUGCUCUUCGCCUUGGAGUCGGCCCUCGGAGACGCUUUCACGGCAGAGACGCGAGACGCCUGGAGCUGUCUAUACGGCACGGUGGUGAGAAGUAUGAGCCGGGGCUGGCACCAGUGACACCAGGGGACCCUGAGACCCCACAAGCCAAGGAAGGCCGGCCAUGCGCACACCCUGCUCCGUGGGUCUAUAGCAGUGCAGAGCAGCCACACGCUGCGCCACGUGACGCUCCGCGGGCGCACGCCGGACUGAUACCGAGAGCGGGAAGCAGCCGUGUUUCUGCGCAGAGCUGUGUCCGUGUAUCCGUGUUACAUUGUAUGUAUGUCUGUAUCUGUGUACCACGCGUGUGUUUAGCGCCUGCCGUAUAAAACAGCCUU